This is a messenger RNA of Betta splendens (Siamese fighting fish), 1627 nucleotides long. Its product is annotated as insulin-like growth factor-binding protein 1. Lineage: Eukaryota; Metazoa; Chordata; Actinopteri; Anabantiformes; Osphronemidae. Gene Ontology annotation, molecular function: insulin-like growth factor I binding; insulin-like growth factor II binding. The record is from RefSeq and is a predicted model, not a curated record. The transcript has 4 exons. The coding region runs from base 50 to 793 and encodes 247 amino acids. Gene Ontology annotation, biological process: regulation of insulin-like growth factor receptor signaling pathway. Gene Ontology annotation, cellular component: extracellular region.
CGGUGGUCAUACGGAGCACUCUGACGAGGAAGAACACUGAACACUGGAAAUGCUCGGGUUGAACGAGAAGCUGGCGCUGGCGGCGGCGGCGGUGGGCCUGGCCGUCCUGGCCGUGGCGGGGGCGUCCCCGGUGGUGGGGCCCGAGCCCAUCCGCUGCGCCCCCUGCACGCCGGAGACGCUGAGCGGCUGCCCCGCCGUCCCGGCCGACUGCAGGCAGGUGCUGAGGGAGCCCGGCUGCGGCUGCUGCAUGGCCUGCGCCCUGGCCCGGGGGGCGUCCUGCGGGGUCCACACCGCUCACUGCGAGGAGGGGCUCCGCUGCGUGCCCCGGCCCGGGGAGGCGCGGCCUCUUCACGCUCUGACGAGAGGACACGGGGUCUGCGCGGAAGACCCGGCACACGAAGAAACAGACGGAGCUGAUCAAGGCUCCCUGCACCACCUGCUGGGUCUCAACCUUCCCUUUGACCUCCAAGACACAGCUGAGGGCCACGAGAGCAUUAAGGCCAAGGUCAACGCCAUCCGCAACAAACUGGUCCAGCAGGGUCCCUGUCACAUCGAGCUGCACGCGGCGCUGGACGCGAUAGCCAGCUCUCAGCAGGAACUGGGCGAGAAGUUCACCACCUUCUACCUCCCCAACUGUGACAAGCACGGCUUCUACAAGGCCAAGCAGUGCGAGUCGUCUCUGGUCGGACCUCCGGCUCGCUGCUGGUGCGUGUCCUCCUGGAACGGGAAGAAGAUCCCCGGAUCCCAAGACCUGCUCGGCGACUCGGAGUGUCAUCAGGAAGUCACUCACUGAGGGAUGGACACUUUAUCGAGAGCAAUUCUCUAAUAUGACCUUAAAAACGACAAAAAACUAAGUAUUAUUAUUAUUUCCAAAGAGGAAAGUUCCUCUGAUUUUAUUUACACAAUGUAUGUAUCGAGGAUUAUUUAUUAACUGCUUGUAUAUUCUCACAAUCAUGUGAUUUUUAUGUUUGCCUCCUUUUUUUUCCCAGUUGUAAGUGGGGUAACACUGUAUACAGUUGUGUGUCUGACUAAAUAACUCCAUUUCUCAAAGCCACAAGGCUGCAGCUAUGCCAAAGCCCAUGUCAAAGUCUUUCGGGAUCUGUUUGGUUUUUUUUCUUUUCUUUUUUCAAUUCAUUCAUAACAGGAGCCGUGCACCGUACAAAGCAACACAGCCGCUCAUUCAUUCCGCAUGUCGACGUCGUCCCAAUGUAUCUCCGUCCGCGUUUCCUCAAUGGAUACUGGGGGGAAAUACUUAAAGUGCCACAAGUAUGCGCGCGGCAGCCAAGUACAAACAUAUCAGGGCUCAUCCAAGCCACCGUGAGGUUUGGGAAUGGGCUGUUCGGCAUUUGUCUACCUCUACUAGUCUCUGCAGGUCCACAGGCUUUACAGGGUGUUACUGAGGGCUCGUCUCAGCUCCAGCCGUCUCACCUUUAUGUGUCUACCGGGUCAUCGUGGGUUUAUUUUAUCAUCUAUUCUAGUAUUUAUUAUGAUUAAGUCGUGUUGAUGCUGUGGUCGAUGUGUAUCCUCUUUGCCAGGAAUGCUGCUAUUCCACUUUUGGUUUUGUUGAACCAGUGUAUAUAUUCUUGUAAUUAUGUGCAUAUGCAUCUAAUAAAAUGUUAUUUCAUCA